AUGAGCCCUAGACGCUCAUCCCGUGCUCGCUCGUCACAGCAGCCCCCUCCUGCUCCCAACCACACCAACUCUACCUCUUCAAUCAACUCCAAACCGGAGCGAGAUACUCGGACGAACAAUCGUGCACCGUCUCCUCGAAGACCCUCCACCCAACGAUCCGAAUCGGCUGAUGGCGCCGACUCGUCGUCUCGGACCGAGCAGAUCGCACCGCGUCGCAGCCGCCGAAAUGGUGACGAGAAAGAACCAAUAGUCAAACAACAGGCCGAGGAAGAGGAAAAUGGCCUGGACCCUGCUGAUGAGGAAGUCACUCGCUGUAUCUGUGGGCAGGCCGAGUAUCCUGGUCCCUCUCCGCUCCUGCGCCAACAACAAACAAUCCCCGACGCCGUGACCGACGACACGGGCAAUUUUUUCGUCCAGUGCGACAACUGCAGCGUCUGGCAACACGGUGGCUGUAUGGGUCUUCUGGACGAGUCGAUGCUUCCGGAUGAAUACUACUGUGAACAGUGCAAACCAGAAUUCCACAAGAUCACAAAGUCAGCAAAUGGGACAAAAUCUUCCCGCUACCUCCCUGUGCUGGAGGCGGGCUCCAGUCGAUCCUCUCCCUUAUCCUCCAACCCUGAAACGGGCCGCAAGAAAGAGAACAAGAACAAGCAGUCCGAAAGCACCAAGAGAAGGGCCACCUUCAACAGUCGGGGUGCAUAUGACGAGGAUGAAAUGUUGAGGAGGGCUAUCGAGGAGAGCAGAGAGAUGGGCACUCUCGGGAAACGCACAAGAGAUGAAUCAGAAGAUCUCAAGGGUGCUUCCAAGCGACAACGCACGGGAUCCAACUCCUCAGGGACAGUUUCCAAGCGUAGCGAAUCACCUGAACUAGCAGGUGACGACCUAGCUGGGCGAUCAUCCACCAACGGCCGGAAUGCAUCACAAAAACUGAGAGGCGCGGCCGCUCGAAACAAUCGCGAGAAGGAGCUUCGAGACAAAGCUAAGGAGCAGCAAGCCGCUCAGCGUGCAGAGGCGGCAAGCAAGCGUAAUGCUCGGUCAGAACGAAGGAGGGCAGAUGACUCGCCUCCUCCCACCCCGAGCCUCUCCCCUUCAAAGAAUGGACAAACCAAUGGCAAACCAAAAGCGGACACUCCCCCGUCUGGGCGACUGAAUCCUAAUAACAGCCGCAAGCCCGGCACAAGACCCACUGCAAGGCGAGGAAGACUAGGUAGAAACCAAUAUACGCGUGACCAAACAAACGGAGAAGAUGGGGACAAUACACCUCUCCGAGACGGAUCCCACGAUAUUAACGGUCACGACAACAAAAAUGGAGGCUCACCUUCUGGAGCCGAUAGGAAGGGCAGUGGGGGGCCCGGUGCCGCACAUUGCAUCAACGGCGAGAGCGGACGCAGUUCGAAGGCCAAAACACACCCUGCGAGGACCAGUCUCAACGAGAUGAAGAGACGAGUGGCGGCGAUUCUGGAAUUUGUUGGACGCAUGCAGACAGAACGAACGACACAGGUUCAAGCGGCGAUGCAGGUGACCGGCGGCAGCGGAGGGAGCAGCAAGGGCUCCACCACGCCAAACGGCGUCAGCAAGACUUCGAGUACGUCGAGCACCACCGGGAGCACGUUGCCGACAGCGAGUCUGGUGCGUGCUGUCGAGGCUGGGCUCAAAGAGGUGAGAGAGAAAGACGACGAGCAUGUGGUUUCGAUGAUGGAUGAGAGAGAGUUUGCGACCAUGGGAAGUGUAGACAUGAUGGAGACGUUGACAAGAGAAUUGGUCCAAUGGCAGAGUGUCUAUGGGGUAUAUUCGCGGUGA
Fonsecaea erecta is the source of this 1800-nucleotide messenger RNA. RefSeq lists its product as hypothetical. The record is from RefSeq and is a predicted model, not a curated record. Lineage: Eukaryota; Fungi; Ascomycota; Eurotiomycetes; Chaetothyriales; Herpotrichiellaceae. Bases 1 to 1800 code for a protein of 599 amino acids. The transcript has 4 exons. Gene Ontology annotation, cellular component: Rpd3L complex; Rpd3L-Expanded complex. Gene Ontology annotation, biological process: negative regulation of silent mating-type cassette heterochromatin formation; negative regulation of rDNA heterochromatin formation.